AUGCCCCUCAGGAUCUCCUCCCGUUCAUGUCCAGACGUGAUCGCUAUCGCUUAUCGCUAUCGUGAGAGUCGCCAGGCACUUGACAUUAACCGCCACUCAUCCCCUCAUUCCAUCAGUUGUUAUCCCGACAGCAGGGCAGUGCAGCAUCCAGCUCUUCCUUGUCAAUCCCCCUCCGCUCCCAACACCUCCUUCUCCUUCCCCCUCCGCUCUCAAUCAACCCCUCCACAGUUCAUCAUCCCCCCCCGUCUUUUCUCUCCAUCACUGCUAGCCAACGACUAUGUGGUAGCAGCAUUGAACCCUUCUCUUGUUAAAUGGAUAUUUUCUGUUCUUCCUUUGUCCCCUCCAUCUUUCCGCUUUGUGCUCUCUCCGUCAGCUCCAGAGCAGAGACUACGCGACAGCAGGUCUCUGCAGCACUCAAGCCUUGCUUGUCAUACCCAGCUGUUUGCGCCUUCUUCCCGCCACGCUCUCCCCGCUCCAUCCUCCCCUUGUCUUCCUCUCUCACUUUUUAGCCGGGUUCUGAAGCAUGCAGCUCUUCCUUGUCAAUCCCAUAGCUUGCCUCCUUCUCUUUUCCCCGCCACUCUCACCCCCUCCGACCGGCCCCCUUCUUCUCCCUGCAUCAGUCUUUACUCGCCCGAUCUUCGCACCGCAACAGCACACCUGCAGCAGGCACAGGUGGGUUGGAGCUAUUGCAUCAGUUCCUCCCACACGCCCCGUGCGUCCCGUUCCACCCACCCCUUUCUUGAGCUGCUCGUUGGAAAGGGAUCGGAGGCUAGACAGAAUGCAGCAGUAGACCUGGCAGCGUUGGUCGGCCCUCUUGCUGCCGGCAAGACACUCAACUUCUCUGCCACUUCCUCUUCCUCCGCUGCUACUGGCACUUCUGGUGCAGGUGGUACUGGUGCAGGUGGUACUGGUGCAGGUGGUACUGGUGCAGGUGGUACUGGUGCAGGUGGUACUGGGGCAGGCGUAGCUGCUGUAGGAGGAGUAGUGACCAAGUUCCUGGUGACCGAAUUCGACCUGGCGCUGGAGGUGAUCAACUCCCUGCACCUGCGAGCCAUGCACAUCCACGCCAGCUUGCAUCUGGUGACCGAUACUCUGGUUGCCCCUCUUCCCUAUCCCCCACUGAGAGACGAUAUCCUAGCCAGCGUGGCAGCCUCGCUGGCGGAGAAGUAG
Closterium sp. NIES-65 is the source of this 1170-nucleotide messenger RNA. The record is from the annotation of a GenBank genome assembly. NCBI's taxonomy places the organism in Eukaryota, Viridiplantae, Streptophyta, Zygnematophyceae, Desmidiales, Closteriaceae.